Messenger RNA from Suillus subalutaceus, 1941 nucleotides. RefSeq lists its product as uncharacterized. The transcript is spliced from 7 exons. The record is from RefSeq and is a predicted model, not a curated record. NCBI's taxonomy places the organism in Eukaryota, Fungi, Basidiomycota, Agaricomycetes, Boletales, Suillaceae. Bases 1 to 1941 code for a protein of 646 amino acids.
AUGCAUCCUUUCUUCUACCAAGACCUCAACUGCUCCUCAACUGCUUUACCAUGCCCCGAAUCCAACUCAUCAGUCGACAGCCCACAAAAGACCAAGCAGAAGAAAUUGACCGAGGAAGAGGUGCUGGUCUUAAAAUCCCACCUAGAAAAAUGGAAGGAAGCCGCUGCCAACGAUAGAAAAAAGAUUCUGAAGGCGGUCAUAAAAGAGGCAAAGGUGCAUGCCCCUGCUAUGGAUGACCAGAUGUACCGGGACUGGUUAUAUAACCGGAGACCCGAGAAGACUCGAAAAAAGGCCAGCAAGUUGGGUCAGAAAUGGACUUCCCAGACAACACUCACUGCAGUCAUGGCAAGUCUAUCUAAAGAGGAGCUGGAGGAAGCUCAGAACACUGCGAUUGAGUGGUCUGCCAAGGCUCCUCCUGCAGCCGUCCAGGCGGACUUUGCAAAGAAGAAAGCACCCGGUUUGAUGAAGGACCUGGCGUCCAAGUUGUGGAAGCAGGCCGGUAUGAGAAUUUUUAUAUUAUCAGCAUGGAAAGAGGAAGACGAAGUGCGGAUCAAUGGAAUCGACUUCAAUGAAAAGUUGGAGGGCAAUAGUUUUACCGAUACGAAGGACUGGAAGCCCAUGUUAUCAGAGUGGAAUGCCUAUGCUGGAGAAGAGUUUGAUGUUGACCUGAAUAAUGAUGACGACGAUAGUGAGGGGGAGGUGAAAAAAGGCAGGAAGAAAGGCGGAAAGAAGGACGAAUAUCCUUUAGAGGUGGAUAGCUAUGGGCUUCCGGUCAUACCAGAUGUGAAAGAGCUUAACCUUGAGAGUAAAAAGUGUCUUAUCAGGACGUUCCUCACAAAACACUACACCAACAACCAAAGGCUGUCUGUGCCUUGGGCCUCAGUGAGGAAGGCUCAGGGGGACUUUAUCGCAGCCAAAUUUUUACCUACCGGCUGGAAGCUUGACGAUCCGUCAAAGAUUCGGUUGGCUGAUGCUGACCGGCUGUUAGAGUUGUGGUGUCAAAGACAGAAGGGCCAUGUUCGCCCAACCUUUGAAUUUAAAGGCUGGGAAGGCGACGAUAAGACGAUGAGAGAACCGGCAGAGGUGAUUUCCGGAAACGGUUCUGACACGAGACCCAAGGAUCCAGUGAAAAAGUCUACCAGAAAGCGCACCGGGAGGGUGGAACAGGUGUCGAGUAGUGAGGACAAGGACAAGGAUGAUGAAGAUGAAGAGAAGGACGACAACGACAACGACAACGACAACGACAACGACAACGACAACGACAACGACAACGACAACGACAACGACAACGACAACGACAACGACAACGACAACGACAACGACAACGACAACGACAACGACAACGACAACGACAACGACAAUGACAACGACAAUGACGAAGAGAAGGACGAUGACGAAGAGAAGGACGAUGACGAUGAUGACGAGAAGGACGACAACAACGACGGCACAUCACCACCUCCAAAGUCGACACCUGUCACAAAUCGCCUACCAGUCAAGAAAUCCAGGCCGGUCAACAUGCGCAGCAGGGCUAGUCCGGCUCCAUCUGCUGCAGAGCAUGAAGAUCCCCACCCACCGGUCAAGAAAUCCGUGCCAGUUCCUUUGCCACCUAAAUUAAAACUAACUAAAAAGCGCAGUAGGAGUCGGACAGUCGGCCUCCAAGAAAGAAAUCCCAGCCAAACAACGCCAGUACCGGUUCUGCGCAAUCAACCUGGUGCUCAUGACAAUGAUCCUCCUCCUUCAAACAGUCGAGCAUUUGGUCCUACAUCUGGUGUCCAUGCCAAGAAGAAAAACCACAAAACACCGGUGCCCAAACCAACACCCGCUGCCCCAAGGACCACCGGCAAGAAAGCCAAAGGAUGUGAAGCACAGACCACCGAUCCUGAGCCAAAGUGCUCUCUUAGAACUUCAAAGGCCUCUUACAAAGCUCAGUAUAUGCAGUAG